Messenger RNA from Drosophila subpulchrella, 3987 nucleotides. RefSeq names its product actin cytoskeleton-regulatory complex protein PAN1 (gene PIP82). NCBI's taxonomy places the organism in Eukaryota, Metazoa, Arthropoda, Insecta, Diptera, Drosophilidae. The record is from RefSeq and is a predicted model, not a curated record. The transcript is spliced from 3 exons. Bases 148 to 3690 code for a protein of 1180 amino acids.
UUUUCUUCGCUAUUCUCCGCCGGAGCCUCUUCAAACUGGCUAAAAUGCUGAACUGCAACGGACGUUCCAAGUUUUUGGUUUUCAGUUUCGGUUUAUUGGAUAUAUAUCCCCAGAUCUAGUGGAUAUAUAUUUGUUCGCUGUGGUGUGAUGAGCCACCAGCAGCAGCAGUUCCAUCAUUACCAUCAUCACAUCCAUCAGGUGCAAUCGGAAUCGCAACUGGAGCGACGUAACUCCCCCGAUUUGGAGCAAAAUAGGACUAGGAAUACGGAUCGCAUUGGCUCCUCUAUGGAUUUUCGAAACCUAUGCCAGCGCAUCGAUGUGGAUAGUUUGAGAGCCAAGUUGCCCCAACUGAAGUUGCCCAAAUCGCUGCCCAAGUUGCGUGGUCGCAAGAUCUUUCGCAGCUCCAAGAGUGGAACAGAUGCAGCAGGCCGAUCCUCGAAAGAUGCUGGAGGAGGAGGAGGAGCACCGCAGCAGUCGCACCUCCAGGUGGCUGGUGCCCAAUCGCAGCAGUUCAUCAACAGAACGCCCCAGAGGAUCUCCACGAUCAGUUCGCUGAUGUACGAGGGCGAGCAGGAGGAGAUCCGGGCGGGACAACUGGGAAGAUCGCAGCCGGGAACGUACAGAAGUGCAGGAAGUCUCGAUGACGACUACUAUGCUCCUGGCAGCGCAGACAGAGCUUCGCGACCCAUUAGUCCCAUCAAAAUACCAGAUGAUCCACCGCCCACGGGCAGUACGGGGACCUCCACGUUGACCCAACGAUUGCAGAGAGGCUACAAGAGCCUCAGCGAACUGAGGCUCAAGCACAUCUUUGCCAAGCAGACGACGGUGAGGAGGGACAACAUCGAGGUGGAUCGCUAUGUGGAGCAGUACGAGCGGGAAUUAAAGUCGGAAAAACUGGCCAGGGAACGUAGGGAUCGAGAGAUAGCCGAGAACUAUGAUAUCAAGAUCAGAACUUUGGUGGCCACUCGGCAGAACACCUUCGAUGAGGACGAGGUGGAGCACGAGCAGUUCGAGAAGGGCAAGAGUGCGAACCAUGAGACGGAUGAGAGCGGGAUGGAGGCCACCCCACCAUUGCCGAGUCGCCGGAAACCAGGUAUAGCUGCCACCAGAUUCGCCAAGGUGCGCAAGCCUCCCUUGGAUAUGGAGGAGGCUGGGAAGGAGCUUGAAAAUCAGGAGCCACCACCAGUUCCACCGCGUCCCAGUAGCUAUAAGCAGUUGCUCAACAAGUUGCCCCAUCAUCUGCCAAGUCUACCGAAUCUCCCGCAGUUCUCCAGGAGCAAAGAGGAGGCCUCCCUCAAGACCGAGGAGAAUGCUGGAGCCGGGGAAAAUAAUCCAGGCUCUAAGUUGGGCAUAAGGCAAAACAUCAAGAGACUUCGAAAGUCCAUCAAACGUCCGGCCAAGAUUAAAACCAAGGCCACAAAAGCAGCUGUGGAUUCAGAUGAAGAAAGGGACGGAGAAGAGGAGGAGCAGGAGGCUCCCAAAGAUCCACCCGGCAGAAGCUCCACAUCCAAUCUGCGCGCUCGUCUCAGUCGUUUUGCGUCCACGGAGCAACUGCAGCAGCGUUGGCGGAAAAGCUUCAAGGAGCGUGUCCCGAAGGAGCCCAAGGAGGGAACAAAUGUGGAUCAAACUGGAGCCGCCACUGGGGCCGCCACUGGAGUCCUAGGAGGUCUCCUUCUUGGCUCCCAGCUGGAGAAGACCCUGGCCAAGCUUAACGAGAAGAUGCACCAGCUCAAGUUUUUUCAACGGCACUCCAACGCCAAUGAAAACCCAGUUAAAUCAGAGCAAGGACCCAAACCGAAUACCGUGGGUCACGAACCGGUGGAGCUCGAUGAUGAUGAGGAACUGGCGACCACCUACCAUCGCAGCGAUAGCCUCGAGGAUGAGGAUGAGCAGAACGACGACAGUGGCGAGGAUAUAUCCGCUGAGGAGGCAUUUGGCCAGAUCCAGGAGGAGAAUCAGGAGGAGGAUGAGAGGGGAAAGAGGGCAUCCCUAUCGGGAGCUGCGGCCACCCACGCUGCUCGCCAAAUGGCGAAGCUGGCGGAGAUUCAGGCGGCGUCAAAGGGCGGAGCAACCGCCUGGAGCAGUGAAUCGCUGGAGGAGAUGGCCGAGGAGGACUACCCGCGGGUGCUCAUCCAUCAAGAGCACUCCGAUGCGUACGAAUCCACGCUGAUCAUAGCAAUGUCCUCGAAGGCCGGCUCCGUUUCCCCGUAUCCUGGCCUCAAGACAGCCCCCUCCACCGGAAGGAAAACCUCUCCCUACCCUGAGAUCAAGAUCUCAUCUUCCUAUUCCCCCACUCCGAGAUCUCCAUCGCCGGAAUUCAAGACCCCAGCCGGUGGAAGCAACGUUUGGUUGCCCAACGAACGGAUCAUCGCUGGCUUCAAGGAACAGACCUCCUCAUCCUGGCCAGCUCCUGCUCUGUACAAGCCCAAGAGCAUUGACAUAUUCGAGGCAUCGGCUGGCGGAUCAUCGGCUGCCUUCGCCGACUUCGAUGAGGCACUGCGGAAUGCCCCAGUUCUGAGGAUCAGUGCUGGGAGUAGCAUCGAUACCAGUGGCGAGGAGGCGGACGACAGUAGUUCCCGGGUGACAAGGAUACGGGUGCAGAGUCCACAGAUUGGGAAUAGUAGAGAGAGCCUUAUGGCCCAGGAGGAGGAGGAGGAGGAGGAUCGAUACUCGGAUGAGGAGGAAGCGGAGGAAGAGGAGGACGAGGAGGAGGAGGAGAGGGAUGCAUCGGAGCGACCUCCAUCGGAGUCGCCACCACCGCCGCCACUCCCACAGCGACGUCCGCCACCCAAGCGCCCAGCCACCCCUCCCAUUUACGAUGCAGUGCCUCCGCCGUUGCCCAUCAGCAAGCCACCACCGGCUCCUCAGGCCAUAACAGCUCCGCUGGUGGCCCCUGCUCCUGUUCCUGCUCCUGCUCCUGCUCCUGCUCCUGCUCCUACUCCUAUUCCUGCUCCUACUCCUGCUCCUGCACCUGCUCCAGAUUCCACUCCCACUCCCAUCAGCAGGGGUAUCCCCCAGAGAAGCGCCUCCAUGUCGAGACCGGCUAAGCCGCUGGUCAAGACCAGCUCCCUGCGACUCACCUACAAGGAGCAAGUGCGUCCCGGUGACGUGGGCAAGGUCAACAAGCUGAUAUCCCGCUUCGAGGGCGGCAGGCCACGCCUUUGCCCGCGGAGGAUGCACAGCGAGGGCGAGGAGUCCCAGGAGGAUGUGCCGGAGAUGGAGCAAAUCCUUGAGCUUCAAAUAACCGAAAAGAGAGCCGUGGACUCGGUGACCCCAACGAACCGAGCUGGGGUGGUCAUACCACAAAUAACUCUCAACAAUAACAAUAAUAACAACAACGAAUCCGAUAGGGACGAUGAGGUGGUCACCAGUGGAAGGAAAAAUAAAUCCAUGGAACUAGCUCUGGACCGCCAGAACUCCAACUGCAGCCGAUCCGAGUACGGUUCACCACUUUCCUUUCCCGGCAGCCGGCGAAGUUCUACGCCCACGAAUCCCACCACUUCCCUGCCGAAUCUCGGCUCCGAUUCCAACCAGAAUCCGAAUCCCAACCAAGUUCUGCAGCAUCAACGACGCAGCCGACGAUCCAUGACCCGCGAUGAUGAUAAUUUCUAUAGCUUCGACAGCGACGAAGAGAACAGCUACUACUCCAUAAGUCCCUCGGGCAGCAGUCGCUAUGUGGUGGAGAUCUAAGCGAAAAAAUAGGAUUAAAUAUAGGUUAGGGUCCUGAAAAUUUUAGUGCUUUCAACACAAUUUAAAGAAAAACCUGUAUUCAUAUAAAAUGAAUAAUGUAUUAACUAUUGAAAAGUUAAAAACAAAAGAUUAGUUAAUUAAGAAUAGUAACCAAAAUUUUUUUUAUACCCAAUAUUCAAUUUUUUAAAAUCAAAAAAAAAGAACAAUGCUUUCAAUGUUUAUCCAAAUUAGCGACCUUCAAUUUUUUUCUUUAGCUUAAGCUUUUAUUUAACAAAUAAAGUACAACUUGUAUAACUU